AGAGCUUUUGUCGGUUGCGCUCCGAGCUCCGUGACAUCAGUCACAAUCCCCAUCGUGCUCCAGUCACAUCCGUGAAGCAUUUUUCAACGCGCUCGCGAACGAAUUGUCGACCUUCUCCGCUAGAUGUCGCUUCGUGGGCCGCAGACACGCGGCAGUUGCACGGUGGCACCACGUUGGAAGUGAAUCCACGUUUGAAAACGGCUGGAGGGAGCAUACCACGACGAAGUCAGAUUCUCGAGAGAGAGUUCUUGCCGGGUGCGGCACUCCGGGCGAAGUCCCCAGCUCAUCACCACGAGCCGGACUGCUAGGAAUUCGUUCUUGAAUGAAAGUUAAGUGAGGCGUGUCCGUGCUUCGUUUGAAGAUGGGGCAAACCACUUCCAGCAUUCCUAAGACUAGUCUUCCUGAUGGGGACGGGUCACAGCCGAGCGGAAGCAAAGUCCAGCGCGAGAAAGGACCCGAGCACGAAGCAAAAGCGCCGAUCGCAGACCACACCCAUCGGGACUUGCGCCGCUUCUACAAGGUGACGCUCGCGGAGGUGUUCGGGCAGCGGGAGCGAGAGCAGCGGAUGCCCGACGGGAGCGACUGCCUGCGGUGCCUGCUGGCGAAGCGAGGCUCCGCGUUCAUCACGGGCCGCUCCGUCUGCACGGCCACAUUGCCGGUGCCGGAAGGGCACACCACCGUCUGCGAAGACGAUUUGGACGCUUCCGGGAACGGACACACCCUGCAGGAGCUUCCGGACUCAGUGUGGGGGUUUGCGGAGACGAUGGCGCUGUCCACGGCGGUCGGCGCCACCGUGGACGCGCGGAUCAACCUGGCGAACGACCCGCCGGCCGCGCGGGUCGUCGGGAGGCGAAUGGACCGGGAGCCGCCGCUGCGCGCGACGGCGCACCGCUGCGUGGCGAUCCCGCGCCCCGAGCAGGUGAUGCGCGUGGGGGUGAGGUACCGCCUCCGGGGCGACGGGCUCCGGGAGGCCCAGCAGCGACACGCCGUCGUGUACGCGGCGCCCGGCUUCGGCAAGACCACGCUGCAGCACCGCCUGGCCGGCCGGGGCGUCGUCGUGGCCGACACCGACGACGUGCCCGCCGCCACCAGGCAGCACGUGAGGCAGCUGCUGGAGUGGACGUCGGUGCUGACGAACCGGCUGGACCUGCUCGACCCCGAGUUCCCGACGGUCGCCUUCGUCCCGGCCGACGCUCGAGUGUUGGGCAGACGAGGGGUCGUCCAGCAACUGACCGACGAGGACCUGGACUAUUGGUGCGACUUGCACCUCUUUCCGAACCAUCGGAGGAUUGUGAAGUUCGUCGUGGUUCGCAGCUGUCUCACCGAUUGGAUGUGCGUUGACAAAUGGCCGAAACCUCCCGACUGUCGAAUUGGAGCUGCGUUCGAAGAGGAAUUUCUCCAGAAGAUCAGGGACUUGGGAGGGAUGACUCAGUGACCUCGACUUGAGUCUUCGAGUGGGAGCAGCAGGCAAGAGAAUGGCAUGCUGGUGGACUGUGAAAUCACUGUCCUCUAUUACUCUAUUUCCUCUUUGUAGGAUGCAAAAGCUCCUUUUUGGGGACGAAAUCCUUAUGUCAGAUAGAUUUCCAUGGUGUGCUUUUAAGUUCGACAAACUAUUCAUUUUUGUUUUGAAUCUAAACAUUUUUUUUUUUUGUGGAAAAACAAUGAAAACAUGGAAUUGAAUUAUUUGUAAGUAUAAAAUACAAAUAUAUACAAUAGUAAACUGAUUUUGUAAGUUCAAAAUGGCAUUUUAAUUUAAUAUACUAUGUGUUUGAAUUAUAUAUGCGCUAAAUACCAUCACACAUAAUCCAUCACAUUAGAUCAUCCACAAUACUAUCUACAUGAUCUUAUUUGCAUGGCCACACUCAGAGCUCAUCUGAGAUGACGCAUGGAAGUAAAAUUAAAUUAUUUACGAUUAAUAAGAAAGUGAAUUAUAAUAAUGAACAGAUCUAAAAUUAUACAUCAGUAUAAAAAUUUGUUUCUGAUUUGAUUUAUUUUGUCAAAGACUAGUCAAAACUAAAUGUUACGUAUGGGGUAGAAGUACCAUCUGCGCAUGUUUUCUUGGGCUCCAGAAUAUAUUCCCCGUCUUUUAACCAUAACUUGUUGAAUGAUGAAUAAAAGUUGCAACAAAGCGGGGAUAGCAACAGUUUCACUCCCGAGUCAUAGAAGACUUGUUUGCAUCGGGUAAACAACAGAAAUAUUUUUUAUUAUUGCUAACAAAAUAGUAACACGUAUCCCCCACUCUAUUCAUACCACAACUAGCGAAAGGACAGCUAAACAAAACGGAAAGUGAAACUACAUUU
This is a messenger RNA of Gryllus bimaculatus (two-spotted cricket), 2300 nucleotides long. NCBI's taxonomy places the organism in Eukaryota, Metazoa, Arthropoda, Insecta, Orthoptera, Gryllidae. The record is from the annotation of a GenBank genome assembly.